Molecule: messenger RNA, 1766 nt
Organism: Ailuropoda melanoleuca (giant panda)
Lineage: Eukaryota; Metazoa; Chordata; Mammalia; Carnivora; Ursidae
Gene: PNPLA3
Product: patatin like domain 3, 1-acylglycerol-3-phosphate O-acyltransferase
Biological process (GO): triglyceride catabolic process; lipid homeostasis
Cellular component (GO): cytoplasm; membrane; lipid droplet
Molecular function (GO): triacylglycerol lipase activity
Source: RefSeq, a predicted model, not a curated record
GAGCGGAGCAGUGCGCGGCGGUCCCCAGAUCGCCAGCGGGACGCCGGUCCCUCACGCGCGCCGGAGCGCCGCCGACUCCCACCGCGAGCCCCGGGCCCGAGCCGCCAGCCGCGCCGCCGCUAUGUACGACCCCGAGCGCGGGUGGAGCCUGUCCUUCUCGGGAUGCGGGUUCCUGGGCUUCUAUCACAUCGGGGCUAGCCGCUGCCUGAGCGAGCACGCCCCGCACCUCGUCCGCGACGCGCGAUGGUUCGGCGCCUCGGCCGGGGCGCUGCACGGCGUCGCCUUGCUCGCCGGGCUCUCGCUGGACCUCAUCAUGCACAUCCUCAUGGACCUGGCCCAGAGUGCCAGGAGUCGGAAUAUUGGCAUCCUCCACCCCUCCUUCAACUUGGGCAGGUACCUCCAAAAAAGUCUUCAGAGACACCUCCCCGACAACAUCCACAAGAUCAUCUCCGGCAAAAUGUUCAUUUCGCUCACCAGGGUGUCCGAUGGGGAAAACGUGCUGGUGUCUGAUUUUCAGUCCAAAGACGAAGUUGUGGACGCUUUGCUCUGUUCCACCUUCAUUCCUUUCUUCUGUGGCAUAAUCCCUCCUUCCUUCAGAGGCGUGCGAUACAUGGAUGGAGGAGCAAGUGACAACGUCCCCUUCUUUGAUGCCAAAACGACCAUCACUGUGUCCCCCUUCUAUGGGGAGUAUGACAUCUGCCCUAAAGUCAAGUCGACGAACUUUCUUUACGUGGACCUUACCAAGCUCAGCUUGCGCCUCUGCUCCGAGAAUGUCUACCUGCUAAUAAGAGCAUUGUUCCCUCCGGAUCUCAAGGUGCUUGGCGAGAUCUGCCUUCGCGGGUACUUAGAUGCCCUCAGGUUCUUGGAGGAGAACGGCAUCUGCGACAGGCCCCAUCCGUGCCUGAAUUUACCCUCAGAGGAGCUGGAGACCCUUAAAUUCACCUGGGGACGCAGGAGCCUGGCAUCCCCCCCGAGGUUGUCCGCUGGGGGGACGAAGCCUGAGGGAGACGAGCUGCUGGACCACCUGCGUCUCAGCAUCCUGCCCUGGGACGAGAGCAUCCUGGACACCCUGUCGCCCAAGCUCACGGCAGCACUGAGUAAAGCAAUUAAAAGCCAACAUGGUUACGUGAGCAAGAUUUACAACUUCUUACCAAUUAAGGUAAUGUCAUAUGUGAUGCUGCCUUGUACGCUGCCUGUGGAGUCCGCCAUCGCCCUGGUCCAGAGACUGGUGAUGUGGCUUCCAGAUAUGCCCGAGGACAUUCGGUGGCUGCACUGGCUCACCUCGCAUGUGUGCUCUCAAGUGGUGACGCAGCUGCUCCCCACCUCCAGAUCCCAGACACCAGCAAGCGGCCAACAGCCUUCCCCGAGGAACGUGAAGGCACUGCUGCCCUCCCUGCUGCCCAGCAGGGGCCGGAGCUGAGGCUGCUCACCAAACCCGUCCUCCUGGCUUGGCUUUUUGGGGCUGGAGCUGGGAGGGACUCCUCCUUUCCCACUCUCCUCGUGCAGGAGCGUUCCUGAGUCAUUUGAGGAGACAAGUCUAGGACAUUCUUUCCCAGGUGCUUCCCGAUCCUUCUGCAGCUACGUCUGCACUGGCACUCGAUGCCCGGAUGUCUGUAGCCUCUGUGCUGAAUUUAUAGUUUACUGAAACCAAAGGCAAUCUGUUGUUUCGGGGAAAAGCUAGGUGUAUGUGGUGCUCUAAAGCUUCAGGAAGUCUGAUAUUUAAGCAUUUGAGUCUGUUAGCUCAGUUGCCUGGGAAAUGACACCAG